Molecule: messenger RNA, 3241 nt
Organism: Alnus glutinosa
Lineage: Eukaryota; Viridiplantae; Streptophyta; Magnoliopsida; Fagales; Betulaceae
Product: disease resistance RPP13-like protein 4
Exons: 2
Coding region: 545-3106 (853 amino acids)
Biological process (GO): defense response to other organism
Molecular function (GO): ADP binding
Source: RefSeq, a predicted model, not a curated record
AGCAACAGAGCGGGCUCGGGGCAGGAACCGCAGAGAUGAAAGGAAGUUUCUGUUCUUUCUAGAUGAACUUCAAACCGCGUGGACCGGUUCACUCAUUGCUUUGUAGUCGACCCUUGUUGAGUUGACGAGCAAUUAGCGAUAACAUUACCAUUAUGUCCUUGUGUUGUCAUUCUCAAAUCCGAAGCUACAAGUGUUAAGAUUAUCGCUGGAUAGCCUGGAUCUAAUAUUAUAAGGAAGGAUGGUUAUGUAAAUCCAGGUCCGAGAUGUUGAACAGGAUGACUUCAUUGGCAUGAGCAUAUAAAGCUUAAUAUAUCAUUUAGGACCAUCUAUCCUUGAAGCUCUCAUUCACGAUUCUUCAAUACUUAGCUUCUGCGUUUGGAGAGAAGUAGGAAAGAUUGGUAACAGUCUGUUUGAUCUUCUCCUACAAGAUUCAACUGUAGAUUUGGAGGCUAUUAUUGGAGGUCAAAGUCACUUGAUUCUGGGAGAUACUGGGCAUCAUUGGAGAAGAGUAAUUCAACUGUGAACACAACCCAAUUGCAAAGACAUGGUGGAUGCAGUAGUAAGCGUUUUUUUGGAAAAACUGCUUAAUGCUCUUUCAGAAGAGAGCCGCGUUUUAAGCGAAUUCAGAGAUCAGUUUGAAAGAUUACAGAGUGAGCUCCUAUUAAUGCAAAGCUUCCUCAAAGAUAUUGACAGGCUCAAAAGGAAGAACAAUACUCUUCGUAGAAUCACAAUAAAUCUGCGAGAGCUGAUUUUUGAAGCUGAAGACAUUUUAGCAGAUUGCCAACUUCAUUCAAGGGAUAAUGAACUCUUUUCCACUGGUUGGUUAAUGUGCAUCUAUCCGACAAAGGUUCCAGCUCAAUAUCAGACUGGAAAACGCCUCAAAGAAAUCAUCGAGAAAAUUACCAACAUCAAACAAGACAUUGCAACUUAUUUUGGUGUCUCAUUUUCAAACCAACCACAUCACGUAUAUGGAUGCAAUGACUUAUCCCAAAGAUGGAGCUCACCUGUGUACGAUCAUACUCAAGUGGUAGGAUUGGAAGGUGACACGAGGAAGGUAAAAGAUUGGCUUUUUGAAGCAGAUGGUGGUAUACUAGCAAUUGGAGUUGUUGGCAUGGGUGGUUUGGGAAAGACCACCAUUGCCCUGAAAGUUUACAAUGAUAGAGAAGUAGAGGGACGCUUCGAAAGAAGAAUGUGGGUUUCUGUUUCACAAACUUUUAGUGAAGAACAGAUUUUGAGAAGCAUGUUAAGGAACUUGGGAGAUGCUAGUAUUGGGGAUGAUCGAGGUGAAUUGUUGAGGAAAAUAAACCAAUAUCUCAUAGGGAAGAAGUAUUUGAUUGUGAUGGAUGAUGUAUGGGGCGAGGACUUCGCUUGGUGGGAGAGAAUUGAGGGAGGAUUACCUAAAGGAAAUGGAAGCGUUGUCAUUAUCACUUCAAGAUUUAAGAAAGUUGUACAAAAGAUGGGAGUGAGGGAAAACAGAAUCCAUUGGCCUAAAUUUCUCAGUAAGGAUGAUAGUUGGUUACUAUUUCGAAAGAUUGCAUUUGCAGCAAGUGAAGGUGAGUGUAAAUACCCUGAGCUAGAGAAUAUUGGGAAGGAGAUUGUAGAGAAGUGCAAGGGUCUUCCAUUAGCAAUUAAGGUAGUUGGAGGAAUGAUGCUUUGUAAACCAUCUCGAUAUCAUGAAUGGAAGCGAAUCUUAGACCAUUUUCGUGAUGAAUUAGCAGAAAAUGAUGAUUCUGAGAGAGGCUUGAUGGCUUCACUACAGUUGAGCUAUGAUGAGCUCCCACCUCAUCUAAAGUCAUGUUUUCUUUGCUUCUCUGUUUACCCAGAGGAUUGUGUCAUAAGCAAAGAGCAAUUGGUCCAUUGGUGGAUUGGAGAGUGUUUUGUCCCGCUGAGAAGUGGUAGAUUAAUAACUGAAGCUGGGGAAGAUUGUUUCUCAGGAUUAACAAAUCGAUGUCUGAUCGAGGUUGUUGAUAAGACUUACAAUGGGACAAUUUAUACUUGUACAAUUCAUGAUAUGGUUCGUGAUUUGGUGUUAAAAAUUGCAGAAGAUGAUGAAUUCUUCAAACAAGAUGGAACAAGUUGUCGCCAUUUGGGGAUCACAAGCAAUUUGGAUUCUAAGCACCUGAUAGGCAAUCGAAAGUUACGGGCUUUGUUGUCAACAACCAAGACUGCUGAAGUAAACAAGAUUGCAUCCAGCACUGCCAAAGCACUCUCCAAGCCUCAUUACUUGCGGGUACUUGAUGUUUCCAAAUCAAUCUUUGGAACAUCCCUCUCAGGUAUUCUAAGCCAGAUUGGUUCCCUUCAGCACUUAACUUACCUUAACUUAAGCAAUACUCAUCCAUUGGUUCAAUUCCCACCAUCACUUGAGAAGCUUGGCAACCUUCAGAUUUUGGAUGUAAGUUAUUGUCAAAACUUGAAAAUGCUUCCAUCUUACAUUGUGACUUUUAAGAAGCUGAAGGUCUUAGAUGUGAGCCAUUGCGGUUCACUUGAAUGCUUUCCCAAAGGCUUGGGAAGGCUUUCAAACCUUGAAGUAUUGCUAGGGUUUAGGCCUGCAAGAUCAAGCCAACCAGAAGGAUGUCGCAUUGGUGAAUUGAGAAAUUUAGCGAAACUUAGGAUGUUGAGCAUACAAAUAACUCGAGAUGAUGAGCUUGGACAUACUGAGGUCAAUGCAUUGGUAAAUCUCCAAGAACUGCAAUAUUUGUCCAUGAGUUGCUUUGAUAGUGAUGGUAGCGACCUCAUUACCAAGGUUGAUAAACUAUUUCCUCCACCGCAACUCCAUGAGCUGUGUCUCGAAUUUUAUCCAGGAAAGAUCAGUCCAAUGUGGCUCAGCCCCAUGUCACUUCCUGUAUUAAGGUUUCUUUCAAUUUCCUCCGGUAAUAUUGCAGAAUUCCAUGAGGGAUUUUGGGGGGAUGACGAUACUGUUUGGAAGAUUGAGGCCUUGAUGUUGGAAUCUCUCUCGGAUUUGGGAGUGGAGUGGUCGAAGAUGCAACAAGUUAUGCCAUCAUUAAGAAUUGUGAAUGCGAGUUGGAGUCCAGAGUUAGAGUCUUUCCCAAUUGACGAUUCUGGGUUCAGAGGUGAUGUCUGGAAGAAGGGAGAGCAUAGACGCUAAAGCCAGAACAAAUGCAAAAGGCAAUGGAUCUUGUGUAAUAUAUAUUGUUGGUUAUGGCACUUGAAAAUUUUCUGUUACUUGCAUGGUAAUUGUUAAGCUUGUAAGUUAUAUGGUAAUCGUUAUGCUUGUAAGAAA